CAUAUAUUUUAUUCAUCAAGUUGCCCUUUCCUUUUCCUUACAUAUACUUCUCAAAAAAUACUAGAAAAUGCACAUAAAUAUCCUCAAAAAAAAAAAAAAAAAAAAUGAUAACUUUACAUUCCCCAAAAAAGGAGGAAAUAAAUAAAUCCCCACAACUCAGCCAGCAUUAGGAAGUUACAAACCCCUCAUCUUCUCCAAAUCUCUCCAGCCUUCAAAUCUCCAUCAAAUCCCUAACCCUAACCAUGGAAGAGCACCCAUUGCCAAAAACCAAGCAAAUCAAACAAAUGCUCCAAACCGUCGUUCAGAAACUCGGAUGGACUUACAGUCUCUUCUGGAAGCUCUGCUCGCAUCAAGGGUUGUUGGUGUGGGGGGAUGGGUGCUAUAACGGGACGAUAAAGACGAGGAAGACGGUGCAGGCGACGGGCGGGGAGAGUUCGGAGCUGAUGGAGAUUGGGAGGAGUGAGGAAUUGAGGGAGCUGUUCGAGUUUCUGUCCGCCGGCGAGGAGUGUGGAGAGCGCCGCCGGCCGGGGCUUGCUCUGUUGCCGGAGGAUUUGACCGAGUGCGAAUGGUUCUAUCUGCUCUGCAUGUCCUUCACCUUUUCUCCGGGUUGCGGACUUCCAGGGAAGGCAUUUGAAACACAAAAUCAUGUUUGGCUUACAAGGGCAAAUGAUACUACCAGUCAAUUGUUCUCCAGAUCUAUCCUUGCAAAGAGCGCAGGCAUUCAGACGGUUGUGUGCAUACCGCUGACUAAUGGUGUUCUUGAGCUUGGAACCGAAGAAAUGGUAAAAGAAGACAUACAUCUCACACAGAAAGCAAGAGAUAUUUUUGUUGAUAUCCACAUCAACUCGCCUUCACCAGCACUCUCAGAGCACUCUACGUCCAGCCCAGCAUUGGAAUUUGAAACCUCGCCUUUGAUUCAUGGCAUGGAUGGACUCUGCCAGGAAACUGAAGAAGAAAUUUAUAAUGAAAAUGAAGAUUGGAACAAUGGAAACAGCACUGAAUCUGAAAUUAAGAAAGCAUUUUCCAAAUCAGAGCUUGAGAUUGGAAGAAAUGUUUCAGAGCAGACAAAUUUUCCUAGAAUGGUUGAGAUAGAAAGCAUGGAACUUGGUUUUGCAAACAAUGGUGCUGGCGAUUUGGAGAGGUCUCAGAUAGAAGUUCUGGAAGUGGAUCAGAGAUACAGAAGAGUCCAUUCUUUUGACCAAGAUGAUAAGGAGUUAUACUUAGCUUGGAACUUUCUGCAUGAUGGUCCGUGUAAUGAUCUUCAAUGUUCAUCAGUUAGCAUGCAGGUAACUGAGUUACCUCCAGAAGAUUUUCAUUACUCAGAAGGGAGCUUUAUUAGUCAACUUAGCUUGUCGGCAUUCUCCAAAUGGUUUAAUGAAAAUCAAAUAAUUACAGAGACCAGAACCUCCCAGAGGAUGCUGAAAGACAUUUUAUCCGUUCUCCCAAAUAUACACGACAAAACAUAUGUAAAUUCAGCUCACAUGAGAGGUAAAAAGAGUGGAAGCUGGAAGGGAAUUCUUCAAGAUGAAACAAAUGGAAACCAUGUGGUUGCAGAACGUAGAAGAAGAGAGAAGUUGAACAAGAGAUUCAUGGUUCUUCGUGCCUUAGUUCCAUGCGUGACAAAGUUGGACAAGGCUUCGAUCUUAGCUGAUACGAUCGAACAUGUCAGACAACUAAGACAACAUAUACACGAUCUCGAAUCUCAAAACAAGAAAACAUCAAAUUUGUUGGCUGUGAAAGUAUCAGAUUCCCACAAUCAAAUUAACUCACCAGAAAAAGCAACAAAAGUAUGGGGUGAUUCCAGCUUAGGAAUACAAGUUUCCAUAACUGAGUCCAAUGCUGUAAUAAGAUUGCAGUGUCAUUACAAGGAUGGAAUACUUCUAAAAAUUAUGCAGAAACUUGAUGAGCUCAAUUUGGAGACCACUUUUGUCAACUCCACAAUGGCUAAUGGCAAGUUUAUGGCAGAAUUUAAGACAAAGGUCAAAGAACCCUGUGGAAUGAGAGCCAGCAUUCGUGAAAUAAAAUGGGCAAUUCAUCAACUCUUAUCUCAUUAAUAUGUCUCAGUACAUGAGAUUUAAUAUAAUAUGGUCAUUAGAAACUUAUUUCUGCUGGCUUCCUUUUUGUAGACGAUGUUCUCAGACAUUUGUUAUAAGGAAGAUUUACAUACCGUUGAUAUUUGUAUCCAAUGUAGGUUGCUAUUGUAAAUAGAGGAAGUCAGCCCUUACCCUAACA
Molecule: messenger RNA, 2232 nt
Organism: Phalaenopsis equestris
Lineage: Eukaryota; Viridiplantae; Streptophyta; Magnoliopsida; Asparagales; Orchidaceae
Product: truncated basic helix-loop-helix protein A
Exons: 9
Coding region: 243-2054 (603 amino acids)
Molecular function (GO): protein dimerization activity
Source: RefSeq, a predicted model, not a curated record